Messenger RNA from Penicillium chermesinum, 246 nucleotides. RefSeq lists its product as uncharacterized. The transcript has a single exon. The coding region runs from base 1 to 246 and encodes 81 amino acids. The record is from RefSeq and is a predicted model, not a curated record. NCBI's taxonomy places the organism in Eukaryota, Fungi, Ascomycota, Eurotiomycetes, Eurotiales, Aspergillaceae.
AUGCCAAGGGCCCCGCACCAGCCUGCAGAUCUGCGGGUAUGGCCCGGACGGCAGGAUCGCUUAGAUGCUGACGGUGCAGCAUUGGAUCCAACCGGCCGCGGAAGCACUCUGGGGCAGGUUGCAUUGCGAGGCCACUGCAUAGUAUAUCACUACCACAAUGACCAUAGGGUAGUGGUUGACAGCGUUAGCGCCCACCGUGAUGAAUUGAUACUUACCACCAUUAUUGACAAUGCAGAAUAUAAAUAA